Messenger RNA from Sapajus apella (tufted capuchin), 848 nucleotides. Its product is annotated as zinc finger protein 680-like. The record is from RefSeq and is a predicted model, not a curated record. Gene Ontology annotation, molecular function: DNA-binding transcription repressor activity, RNA polymerase II-specific. The transcript has a single exon. Lineage: Eukaryota; Metazoa; Chordata; Mammalia; Primates; Cebidae. Gene Ontology annotation, biological process: negative regulation of transcription by RNA polymerase II. The coding region runs from base 90 to 848 and encodes 252 amino acids.
UUCACACUAGAGAGAAUUCCUACAAAUGAGAGGAAUGUGGCUAAGUUUCUAACUGGUUCUCAGAGCUUAUAAAACAUAAUCUAAUUCAUAUGGGGGAGAAAUCCUACAAAAGUGAAGAAUGCAGCAAAGCCUUUAACCAAUCCUCAGCACUUAUGAGACAUAAGAAAAUUCAUAUUGAAGAGAAACCCUACAAAUGUGAACAAUGUGGCAAAUGCUUUAGUUUAUUCUCAAUCCUUAGUAAACAUAGGAUAAUCCAUUCUGGAGACAAACCUUACAAAUGUGAUGAAUAUCACAAAGCCUUUAACUGGUUUGCAACCCUUACUAACCAUGAGAAAAUUCAUACUGGAGAGAAACCCUUCAAAUGUGAAAAAUGUGGCAAAGAUUUUAACCAGUUUUCAAACCUUACUAAACAUAAGAAAAUUCAUACUGGAGAGAAACUCUACAAAUGUGAAGAAUGUGGCAAAGCUUUUAACCAGUUUACAAACCUUACUAGACAUGAGAAAAUUCAUACUGGAGAGAAAUCCUACAAAUGUGAAGAAUGCAGCAAAGCUUUUAUACAGUCCUCAAACCUUACUGAACAUACGAGAAUUCAUAUGGGAGAGAAAGCCUACAAAUGUGAAGAAUGUGGCAAAGCUUUUAAUGGAUGCUCCAGCCUUAUUCAACAUAAGAGAAUUCAUACUAGAGAGAAUACCUACAAAUGUGAAGAAUGUGACAAAGGCUUUACUUUAUUUUUAAUCCUUACUAACCAUAAGGCAAUUCAUCCUGGAAAGAAAUCCUACAAAUGUGAUCAAUGUGGCAGUGUUUUUAACUGGCCUGCAACUCUUGGUAAUCAUGAGAAUUCAAGCUAG